Bradysia coprophila is the source of this 2456-nucleotide messenger RNA. RefSeq lists its product as uncharacterized. Gene Ontology annotation, cellular component: nucleus. NCBI's taxonomy places the organism in Eukaryota, Metazoa, Arthropoda, Insecta, Diptera, Sciaridae. The record is from RefSeq and is a predicted model, not a curated record. Gene Ontology annotation, molecular function: protein binding. Gene Ontology annotation, biological process: regulation of transcription by RNA polymerase II.
GAACUGAAACAUUAAAGCGCAGUCAUUCGGUUUCUCGAGACAUUUUUCGAAAAAUAUUCGUCGUAGUCCCGGAGAAUAAAAUUCAUUUUCAAAAGGAAAAGUCGUGUAUACAAAUUACAUACAUUGUUGUGCGUUGUGUGUUUGUUUUUUCGGUUUUUGUUGUUGUUGUUGAUGGACUUUUUUUGUGAAACAUUUUUCUGUUACAUCUCUUGAUGAACAAUAUUGGCGAGAGUGCAUAAACAUUGCGAGUUAUAAGUACACAAAAAUAAUAAAAAUGUUCAGAAAAUGAGUUUUUUUGUCGACAAUAAUUUGUUUUGAGUGAUUAUCAGAGCACGUUUUCUGCACUGCGAGUGGAUAUGUAUAUAAUUUGUGAUAUGCGAAUGUUAUUUGAUAUUUGAAUCAAGUGAUAUUUUUGUUUGUUGAGUGAUAAACGGCCGCGCUGUGAACGAUUUUUGGAGAAUUUUCCGGGAAAUAGAUUUUGUGAGCGGCUUUUCGACUGAACGGAAACACUGCGUUCGUUGCUGGAAUCGGUUUCGAUUGCAAUUCGAGUGUCAACAGUUUCGAGAAUACUGAUUCACAUCACCCUCUAUCAAUUCUAAAAUUCACCAUGAUGCCCCAGCAGUAUUGUCUACGAUGGAAGUACCAUCAUAGUAAUUUACAGAAUAUGUUUUCCCAGCUACUGGAUCGAGGCUGUUUUUGUGAUGUAACGCUAGCUUGCGAAGGACAAACAUUGAAAGCGCACCGGGUGGUGCUGUGUGCGUGUAGUACAUUUUUCGACACAAUUCUGACAAAUUGUUCGAUAGAAAAGGAUCCAAUUAUCAUAAUGAAAGAUUGCAAAUUCGACGAUGUCAAAUGCUUGAUUGAGUUCAUGUACAAAGGGGAAAUAAAUGUCGAACAUAACAAUUUAGCGUCACUUCUAAAAACAGCCGAAGAACUGCGAAUAAAAGGUCUGGCCGAGGUGUCUUGGCGGGACGAAGAAGCAGCAGACGAACAACAACAAACCAGCAUGAAGAUCACAAAUAACAAUAACAGUACAUACAUAGAACGCACCACCUCACAAAACAAUUCCACCGACACAACUCCGCAGCCCAUACCACUAUAUCUACCAAACACUUCGCCCCCACACAAUGAAAACGGUGUCCCGCAAAUACCAUUACAGAAACGAAAAAGAGGCAGACCGCCCCUGGACGGCCCGUUCGAAAGCUACAGUACGCCAAAGAUUGCCCACAUAGAAAGUAACGCAUCCAAUUUUAACAGCGCCAAUUUAGUGUCAGUCAUGCUCGAUGCAGAAAAUUCAAUGGACAAAACGAAUGAAGAAGAAACGUGCAAUGAAUCGACCGCAGACAUGGACUGUGAAAGAGAGCUGGAGUCGCCGAGAGUUGUUCCAAAAAUUGAAAGACCUGAAACACCGACUGAUGACUAUAACUAUUAUAGAGCCGAUAAUGACGUGGAAGGUAAUUCUCACGAUGAUAUGGACUAUGACGACUUCAAACCACCGGAUAUGGAUGCUUCAACCUCGACAACGUUAACACCUCAAGAACAGGAAGAAUGGAAAGAAGUGGUAAAAUUAAACGAUUAUCUGCUGAAAGGGCGACGACCGCAAUUUUGGGAAGAAUCCAUCACAAAACGUGUCAUCGAAGCCAUCAAAACGCGAGAUCUGGAAAUGAAAAAGGCGGCGGAAUUGCUAGGCGUUUCGUAUGGCACCCUAUACGGUCGAUACCGUGAAACCUAUGGAUGCUUAAAGCACCCAUAUAGGUAAAGGCCAGUGCAGGUUUGCCAAUCAUAUUCACGUUUAAUGUGGUAAAAUCGGUACCUUUCACGAUAUUGCAGAAUCAAGGAGGCAGAUAUUAUUGGCAUGCUACGACGCGGUAAUAUUGCAAUGCCACAAGCUGCUGAAUUGUUAAAAACAUCGCCAGCAAAUCUGAUCGGACUUAUUGAACAAGUAUAUUCUUAGCCGUAAAGAAUUUUUUCGAUUUUUUUUUCUCGUAGUUUUACAUUUCUGAAGAUUUAGUUUCUAAGUUAGAAAUAUUUUAACUAAAUUUAGUUAAAGUAAAAGCAAAAUGCAGGUGAUUUUAGGCAAUUAAUGAAGAUAGAAAGAGAAGAAGUUUCCAAUUCCACUAUUUAUUUAUAAGAUGAAUUAUUAUUGUGGUAGUCGUACUACGUUUGUAUUAGUUAUUAUUUCUCCUCCCCCAUUUAUGUUUCGUUGUUAUCACACAUUAUGAACCAGGCACUGAAAUGAUUCAAAGUUAAAUUUAUGAUUUUUGGAAAAAUUCCUUUUUAGUUGAAAUGUUUUCGUAAUAUUUAUAUGUUGAAUGGAUUGAAUUGCCCACGACGACUAGAAGAUUUUUUUGAAUUUUAUUUUUCCAAUAAAAUCCGUAAAUUUAUACUCUUUGUUUUCCAUUAACGUUUUUUUUUCCUAUUUUAAAGAUUGAUUUAAUAAAUUAUUUUUUACAAUU